This is a messenger RNA of Anoplopoma fimbria (sablefish), 805 nucleotides long. It is a transcript of the gene rab11a, whose product is annotated as RAB11a, member RAS oncogene family. NCBI's taxonomy places the organism in Eukaryota, Metazoa, Chordata, Actinopteri, Perciformes, Anoplopomatidae. Gene Ontology annotation, molecular function: GTPase activity; GTP binding. Gene Ontology annotation, biological process: melanosome transport; exocytosis; neurotransmitter receptor transport, endosome to postsynaptic membrane. The coding region runs from base 105 to 752 and encodes 215 amino acids. The transcript has 5 exons. Gene Ontology annotation, cellular component: transport vesicle; axon; postsynaptic recycling endosome. The record is from RefSeq and is a predicted model, not a curated record.
CGACAGUGCGGAAGUGCGGCUCCCACACAGGAUCCCGUCGGAGCAGUGAGAACACAGCAGCUCGGCCACAUUCUAACCCGGACUAAACCCUCCCCACUGAGACGAUGGGCACUAGAGAUGACGAGUAUGACUACCUGUUCAAAGUGGUCCUUAUCGGUGACUCGGGCGUGGGGAAGAGUAACCUGCUGUCCCGUUUCACCCGUAACGAGUUCAACCUGGAGAGUAAGAGCACCAUCGGGGUCGAGUUCGCCACGCGCAGCAUCCAGGUGGACGGCAAGACGGUGAAGGCCCAGAUCUGGGACACGGCCGGCCAGGAGCGCUACCGGGCCAUCACGUCAGCGUACUACCGCGGGGCGGUGGGGGCUCUCCUCGUCUACGACAUCGCCAAACAUCUAACUUAUGAAAACGUGGAGCGCUGGCUGAAGGAGCUGAGGGAUCACGCCGACAGCAACAUCGUCAUCAUGCUGGUGGGAAACAAGAGCGACCUCCGUCACCUCCGGGCCGUUCCCACCGAUGAGGCGCGGGCCUUCGCUGAGAAGAACGGCUUAUCUUUCCUGGAGACGUCGGCUCUGGACUCCACCAACGUGGAGACGGCCUUCCAGACCAUCCUGACAGAGAUCUACCGCAUCGUCUCCCAGAAGCAGAUGUCGGAGCGUCAGGAGAGCGACAUGUCUCCCAGCAACAACGUGGUCAACAUCCAGGUGCAGCCCACCGAGAACAAACCAAAGAUGCAGUGCUGUCAGAACAUCUAGCCCCGCCCCCACCGCCUGCAGGAUCUGCUGCUCCCCCUCCCUCCCCCUUAUCC